Molecule: messenger RNA, 765 nt
Organism: Nothoprocta perdicaria
Lineage: Eukaryota; Metazoa; Chordata; Aves; Tinamiformes; Tinamidae
Gene: PDC
Product: phosducin
Exons: 3
Coding region: 16-765 (249 amino acids)
Biological process (GO): regulation of G protein-coupled receptor signaling pathway
Source: RefSeq, a predicted model, not a curated record
ACUCCAGUUGCCAAAAUGGAAGAAAACAGAAACUCCAGUUUGGAAGAGGAUUUUGAAGGACAGGCUACACACACAGGGCCCAAAGGUGUGAUCAAUGACUGGAGAAAGUUUAAAUUAGAAAGUGAAGAUAGAGACUCCUUAUCCUUGAGCAAGAAAGAAAUUCUUAGACAAAUGUCUUCACCGCACAAAUCCUUCAGCAAAGAUGAUAAAGAUACCAGAGAGAGAUUCUCCCGUAAGAUGAGUAUGCAGGAGUAUGAACUAAUCCAGGAUGAGAAAGAAGAUGAAAGCUGCCUACAGAAAUACCGCAAGCGCUGCAUGCAGGACAUGCACCAGAGGCUGAGCUUUGGGCCCAAGUACGGCUACUUGUGCGAGCUGCAGAACGGAGAGCAGUUCCUGGAGGCCGUCGAGAAGGAGCACAAAAGCACCACCGUCAUCGUCCACAUCUACGAAGACGGCAUCAAGGGCUGCGAGGCGCUGAACAGCAGCCUGACCUGCCUGGCUGCCGAGUACUCCACGGUGAAGUUCUGCAAGAUCAAGGCGUCGAGCACGGGCGCCGGGGAGCGCUUCUCCAGCGACGUGCUCCCCACGCUGCUCGUCUACAAGGGCGGCGAGCUGCUCAGCAACUUCAUCAGCGUUUCCGAACAGUUCGGCGAGGAGUUUUUUGCCGUGGAUGUGGAGGCUUUCCUAAAUGAGUAUGGGCUGCUGCCAGAGAGGGAGCUGCCAGCCCUGGAAAACGGCAACAUGGAUGAGCAGGAUGUUGAAUAA